AUGGCAAGCUUCAACCACGCCAACGACACCGCCCGGGACACCGGCUCUCCCCCGGCUGCGGCUGCUACGCCUACGCUCAGAGUUGGACCCCUUCCGCUAGACGCCGGCGAGUUCCGGCGUCAGGGACGUCAAGUUGUGGACUUCAUCGUGGACCACUACGACCGCAUUAACAAGUACCCCGUCCGCCCGGCCGUUGCUCCCGGGUUCCUAGCCCGGCAGCUUCCCGACACCGCGCCGUCGUGGCUGGAGCCCAACACGCUCGCCUCAGCGCUGCGCGAUGUCCAGGACCUCAACCUUCCCGGCGUCACCCACUGGCAGAGCCCCCGUCAUUUCGCGCACUUCGCGGCGAUGGCCAGCAACGUGGGCGCGCUCAGCGAGGCCCUCGCCGCGGGCCUCAACAUCAACCCUUUCACCUGGGUCGCCUCGCCGGCGGCCACCGAGCUUGAGACCGUUGUUACAGAUUGGCUGGGUAAGGCGCUACACCUCCCGGAGGAGCUGCUCUUCUGUGGUGGCGGAGGCGGCACGCUGCUGGGGACGUCGUGCGAUGGGGAUAUCAUGAAUAUUAAAAGAGCAUUUUAG
This is a messenger RNA of Triticum aestivum (bread wheat), 579 nucleotides long. Its product is annotated as tyrosine decarboxylase-like. The record is from RefSeq and is a predicted model, not a curated record. The transcript is spliced from 2 exons. Gene Ontology annotation, cellular component: cytoplasm. Bases 1 to 579 code for a protein of 192 amino acids. Gene Ontology annotation, molecular function: pyridoxal phosphate binding; carboxy-lyase activity. Gene Ontology annotation, biological process: amino acid metabolic process; carboxylic acid metabolic process. Lineage: Eukaryota; Viridiplantae; Streptophyta; Magnoliopsida; Poales; Poaceae.